Molecule: messenger RNA, 4151 nt
Organism: Sardina pilchardus (European sardine)
Lineage: Eukaryota; Metazoa; Chordata; Actinopteri; Clupeiformes; Clupeidae
Product: transcriptional regulator ATRX-like
Exons: 12
Coding region: 146-2581 (811 amino acids)
Biological process (GO): replication fork processing; chromatin remodeling
Cellular component (GO): pericentric heterochromatin; nucleus
Molecular function (GO): chromatin DNA binding
Source: RefSeq, a predicted model, not a curated record
CUGGAGUUGAAAGAAGGCUGUUAGCACUAGCUAGUUUUUAUAACGGUGGUAUUUUCUGCACCGAAUCACCUAAUGGAAGUAUUUGCACAUACACAACCUAAACAGAUGAACAUCAUCUAAGAGACGUGUUUGAAAGUAGCUGAAAAUGUCAACAGAUAUUCUCAGCCCAGAGCCUAGAUUUGGAAAAUUGAACGUGCUAGUCACAAAACUUCAGGAGUUUCUGUCUCAUGUGGCUGAUGAACAUGAAGAUGAGGAAGUGUCAUUACCACAACAUCUGAAUGGAUUGGUGGCUACCAAUUCCAUAGUGCCCCAGCAAACUGACCAAACUUUAAAGGAGGAGACGCUGCCCAGUUGCUCUAAUGAGACGAAGCAGCUUCAUGAGACCAGACAGCCUCCCAGUGCUCGUUCCAGGAGGAAGCCCUUGAUAGUGGUCAGACACACUGGUCAGGACGAGUCGGACUGUUCCUCAGACAGCAGAAGCAUCGCAUCCAACGACUCCAGUGAUCUAAACUUCGAUUUUCUCCCGAAAGGUACGGUUGUGGUGAGACCACAGCCUGUGGAGGACGAUGCGGAUGAAUUCAGAGGUCCAGAAUUCGGCAGCAAAACACGAAGUAAACAGAAUAGAUUGAUCAAACAAAACUUUGAUUACCAGGUGGUAAGCUGUACGGCUUGUGGGCAGCAGGUCAAUCACUUCCAGAAGGACUCGGUCUACAGACAUCCAGCCCUCAAAGUGCUCAUCUGCAAGUCUUGUUUCAGAUACUACAUGAGCGAUGACAUCAGCAAGGAUGCUGAUGGGACUGAUGCCCAAUGCAGAUGGUGCGCAGAGGGCGGCAAUCUGAUUUGUUGCGACUACUGCACCAAUGCCUUCUGUAAAAAGUGUGUGUUGCGCAACUUUGGACGUAAAGAGCUGUCCGUCAUCCUGGACCCUGAUAAGAAGUGGCACUGUUACGUGUGUUGCCCCGAGCCUCUUGUGAGGCUGGUCCUGACUUGUGACAGCACCCUUCAGAAUCUCCAAAAUGGUGGCUCAAGAAGGGCGCGCCUGGAGCCGCAGAGAGGGAAGAUUUUGGAUCAAAAGGGUCAGCAUCACCAGACUCAAGAUGGCCAGGCCUUCUCUCUCUCCUCUGGCCUUCUGCAAAGGACUCAGCGCCUGAUCGAGAUGACCAUGGCACUCAACCAGUCAUUCGUGCAGUUCAUGGAGGGCUGUGAGGAGGACAGCAGUGACGAAGAAGAAGACAGAACACUUAAACUGAGGGACUACUCCAAUGUUCCCAUCGACCUACAGAACGCCUACGAUGCCUUGCAACAGGCGGUAGAAACGGAGCUUCGUAGAUGUGGGCAGGGGGACCUGAGGACGCUGUAUCCUUCCAGCGAGCCAGAGCAGCCUGCAUCCAAGGUAAAGGAAGGUGAAACGUCUACUAUGGGAGACGACCAAGAAGAUGAAAGAGACAUUCAACCAAUGGAUGAGGAGAGUAGGUGCUCGCUAUGGGUACAGCAGAUGCCUCCACAAUCAUCUACUGACGCUAGCAUGGAGGGAAAUAGCAUAUUUGAGUCGGACAAGAGUUCCUCCAAUGACCUUGAAAUGAUCAGCAUGAAGAAGAGCAUGCCUCAUGACCAGUCCUCCUCUCCCUCGUACUCCUCAUCCUCCUCCUCUUCCACACUGACCCCGCUUGUGAAGCCAAGGCCGAGGGGGAGGGGACGCCCCCGCAAACACCCCCCCAAAUUACAGAGAGCAGUAGAGCCCUCGUCUCACAGCUCCUCGAGUGAGACAGGGGGGUGUGCCUCUGAGAGUGGCUGUGACAGUGACUUCAAAGACCAGCAGACCACAACCAAAGGGGUUUCCCCGCUGAAUGCUGCCAGGUCCUUUCAUGUGUCGCCCAACUUUUAUCUGCAGACCGUCAGCUGCACUGCUUGUCCACAGCAAAUGAAUCACUUUCAGUGGGAUGCCAUGUACAGACAUCCAGCCCUCGGAGUGCUUAUCUGCAAGUCCUGUUACAGUUACUACAUGAGCGAUGACAUCAGCAAGGAUGUGGAUGGGACAGAUGAACAGUGCAGAUGGUGUGCUGAAGGGGGAAACCUUAUUUGCUGCGACUACUGCACAAACGCCUUCUGUAAAAAGUGUAUUUUACGAAACUUUGGACGUAAAGCGCUGUCGGUCAUCUUGGAUGCGGGCAAAAAAUGGCAUUGCUACGUCUGCAACCCAGAGGCAUUAGUGGGCCUGGUCCUGGCUUGCGACGCUACCUUGGAGAGCCUUCAUAACUAUGGCACUAAAAGGGCUCGCCUGGACCCUCAAAGAACUGACAUUUUUGUCCAAAAGGGUCCGUUUGGCCAUACUCAGGAUUUCUUUGUCUCCGUUCACCUCUCUGAGAGGAACCAGCGUCUCGUUGAGAUGACCACGGCACUUAAUGAGUCCUAUAUGCAAUUCAUGCAGAGCUUCCGAGAGGUCAACUUUGAUGACGAAGAGGAGAGGACAAUGAAACUCAAAGCGUACUUUCAUAUUCUCGUAGACCUUAAGAAGGCCCAUGAUGCCUUAAAGAACACUGUUGAAGCAGAGAUCCAGAGAUGCCCGCUUAAAGGCCCAUAAACCACAGACGUCCUGUGCCCAAGAAGAAUAGAAUGGAACAAAUACAAUUGACAUGAAACAAAUGGAAUUGAACAUGUAUCUGUUAGAAGUGUAGGCUGACCAAUUUGGGGAGAGCUAGAACUGAGAGCCUCUGUCUUUUUUGGAUGACCUUUUCCAUUUCAUUCCAUUGACCCCGAAAAAAGAUUGCCCACCUCUCCUAGACUGUUGAAAUAUUAUGGGAUAGUCCUAUUAUAACUCUGUUGGCUCUAGUUUGUGAAUGGAAACGGCAAGUGAAAAUGGCAGACAUAGUCAGUAUAGUUGUAGCAUUUAGAAACCUAAAUGACCAAAGCCAGCUAUGCAGGUCCAGAAAGGGUGGCCAAAGCUAAAUCCUAAUAACAUCUUCUCUCAGAAAUCAUUCAUAUAUCACAAUUACAUUUAAACAGUCCAGAAUGCAUUCUAAAAAAAAAUCUCUGACCAUAAUGAAUGGUGGCUAUAGUAAUAUGAUAUACUUGAGAGCUCUGUAAGGAAGUGGGACCCCUAUAGAAUAAACAGUAUAUGGUUGCCAGGGAUUAAGGGUUACAUGAAUGGAAGAGAAAAAUCUCCACCAUCCUUUAUUCUCAACCGUUACUGUUGCACCGUAAUACUGUACACGUCAUAAAAGCACAGCAUUGCAAUGUAUUAUGAAUGGUUUAAUUCAGUUUUGCACUUUGUCUUCAUAUUGUGGGUGCAGAACAGACUCGUGAACAUUAAGAAGGAAGUUCCUUGGAUGAAACUUACUGUGCCACUUUUUCAUAUUUAUUAAGUCAAGUUUACUGGGCCGUUUCAAGCCCUUUGUUCCAUGUUUCUGUUGCCAAACUAGAGCCCCAAAGUGUUUGAGGUACAAGUAUUCACUUGAGUAGUAACUCCUGGUUGACACUUAGGACUGUGUGUUCAGAAUUUGGGGUGAAUUGAAACUUAGUUUUUUUUAUUAUCCCUCACAAUGCUUGCAGUCACUUUGUCCUCAACUUGCUUUAGUUGUCUCACAAUGUGUUAAAUUAAUUCUAACUUAUUUUUGAACGAAUUCCCUAAAUAUUCAUAUUUAAUGUAAAGUUCAUGUAAUGAUUGAACUCCAGGUGUCCACUGCAGAUUUUGGCUGAGAUCAGUGAACCUGCGGGUGGCCAUAAAAUGUUCUGUUAUGUCCUCUGAAAUGUUUCUUUCCCGUCGUAGCUUUUGUUGUGAAACCAUGUGUGUGAACCUUGAAAGUUCUCCUUACUUUCUUUCAGCUUGCCUGUAGAUUGAUUUGAGAUUAAUCAUGAGAUUGAUCAUGAUUCACCACAGAGCUCUUAUAGUUGACCUUUUAGUAUGUCCAAAAAAAAAAAAAGAAAUCAAGAAAGGAGGCUCGCCGCUCUCUAUAUGCAUACUGGGAUCCUCUUGCCUUAACAAAGAGGACAAGAUGCACACUCAAUGGCUGUAUGACUCUUGAUUUGGGAUUGGAGAUGGAUUUUGAUAAAGUGAUAGACAUUUCCACAAACCUGAGUGGUAAUGGUGGCAUUUUUUCCAGAUUUACCAAACAUACAAAGUACCUGUUUUCGAAAGUUCAAUAAACAACUUA